Molecule: messenger RNA, 2294 nt
Organism: Stegastes partitus (bicolor damselfish)
Lineage: Eukaryota; Metazoa; Chordata; Actinopteri; Pomacentridae
Gene: trim105
Product: tripartite motif containing 105
Exons: 7
Coding region: 218-1528 (436 amino acids)
Molecular function (GO): metal ion binding; protein binding
Source: RefSeq, a predicted model, not a curated record
CAAACAGCGGCAGCCAGAGAGGGAUCAGAGAGCAGCGGGAGCAACUUUCAAGUGUUUGCCUUCAAUUUUCCAACACAACAGACGACUGUGUUUCAGCAGCUGACUGAACAAGCAGAUCCAGCAAGAAAGGGAGAACAUCCCUCCCUGUUUCACUCCAGAGGUCUUGCUUUCACUUCCUCAGUGUGGACGGACUUCAAGGAAACCACAAGCCUGCAUCAUGGCUGCUGCUGCUGCUGUUUCUGCUCCAUCCACCAAAGGCAGCCUGAGAGAGGACCUGACGUGUGCCAUAUGCUGCGACCUGUUCAGGGAGCCCGUCAUGUUGGCCUGCAUGCAUCAUUUCUGCAGACCUUGCAUCUCCAGGUACUGGAGAGGAACGCAGGGGCCUGUAACCUGCCCGCAGUGCCGCAAGGAGUUCAGCUCCAAGCAGUUUCAGACUAACUACCUCGUGGCAGCCAUGGUGGAGAAGGUCCGGGCCACCACCUCGGACACUUACAUCAAGAGCCUAGAGAAACAACUGAAAGAGACGUUGGAGAGCCAUCUUCUGAGGAAAGAGGACUUCAACAACAGCAUUCGCAGAGACAAAGAAAAAAUGAAUAUCAUAAAGAGAGUCGGGGCAGAUCUGCAGGCUCGUGUCAAAGGGGAUUUCAGAGCCCUCCAUCAGAUCCUGCAUGAUGAGGAAACCUGCAUGCUGGAGCAGCUGAGGAGAGAGCAGGAGGAGGAGCUGGAGAAGGUCCAGCGCCACCUAGAGGCCGUGGAGGUGGCCCAAAGGGAGCUGGAGGACAAUUUGAAGGCGCUGCAGCAGGCCAGCGCCGCCACCGAGGACAUUGUGCUGACCGAGCUCCCACAGCUGAGACCAUGCGUGCAGGUGGAUAUCGCUCCAGAGUUUGACAUAAAUGCCUUCAGCAACAAAUACAUGGCCCCGUUACAGUACAUCGCAUGGAGGAGGAUGUUCAAAUCUUUGAAGCCAGGUCCUUCCCCAUUAACAUUUGAUGUCGACACGGCGCACCCGAGCAUCCACGUCUCCAGGGACAAAAGCUUGGCGGUCGAAUGCGACGUCAUGAACCACCAUCUGAACCACGGCAAGCGCUUCACUCAGUGCGUCAACAUUCUGGCCUCGCAGAGCUUCCAGUCGGGUCGGCACUACUGGGAGGUGGACGUGGGCUACAACCCCAAGUGGGACCUGGGCGUCGCCUCCGAGGCAGUGGACCGGCACGCCCGGAUCAAGCUGAGCCCCGAAACCGGCUACUGGACUCUGCGGCUGCGCAACGGGAACGAUUACUCCGCCGGGACGCAACCGUGGACGAGGCUGCAGCUCGGAUCGUCCCCGCAGAGGAUCGGCGUUUUCUUAGACUGCGACGAGAGGAAGGUGUCCUUCUACAACGCAGACGACAUGAGUCUGCUGUACUCCUUCGCCAGCGGGCCGAGGGGGAAGGCGUUCCCCUUCUUCAGCCCCUGCAUUAGUGACAGCAGCCACAAACCGCAGCCUUUAAAACUCCUCCACUAUCCUCCUGUCGCACUUUCUGGCUAAAAUGGCUGCAAUCAGUGCUUUCCAUUCAUAUAUUGACCAAAGAUUGUUGCCAUGUAAAAGGCUGCACUUCCAUUGUGUGCCAUAUCAUAAAAGUUUAAAUCACGAGUCUCUUCUCAUAUCUUCUGUAUAUCUACAACUAGAUGCUUUUCUAUUUUCUAUCUGGAAUUAAUCUUACAAGCCUUGAAAUGAGCCCAUUCAGUUCUUCCAAUCAUUCUACAGAGGCUCAUUCAGCGUGCAGGACCAAUCAGCCGAAAUACAUUACAACACCAUUUUCCAUUUUAUGAUUUUUGAGUGCAUCAACAAAUAUCUGUAAUAGAUGGAGAUAGUCGACAUCUCAAGUGACUAAAUGAAUAAUUAUCUCUCAUCUAGUGAGACUGUCCUGCAGCUCACUUGUAAGUUGAAGGUUUUUUUUUUUAAUCAGCAAUAAAGAAAUUGCACACUUCACUGUGAGAUUUGACACUUGAUUAAAUGGUUCUUUAUGUUUUAUACACGACUCUCAAAAGUUUCACCUGUUUCUUUGUGAUUUCUGAUUAUGGAUCUAUCAGACGUAACUUUUUGAUUUUGUCUCUGUUUUUCUUUUGAUCAGUUAAAUGUGCCUGAUUUUUUUUGUUUCAGUAGCCUUCGAUCUAUGCAGUACAUUUCACAUUGUUGUCGUUGCAUGAUGUAGAUUUAGUCACAUAAUUUUUAAAUCACUUCCUGAUAUAAAAAAAACCCUGUAAAACCUGCUGAUGCAAACAAUAAACUGUAUCAGAUUUUCAUUCUUAAA